This is a messenger RNA of Daphnia carinata, 1162 nucleotides long. RefSeq lists its product as uncharacterized. Bases 56 to 1135 code for a protein of 359 amino acids. Lineage: Eukaryota; Metazoa; Arthropoda; Branchiopoda; Diplostraca; Daphniidae. The record is from RefSeq and is a predicted model, not a curated record. The transcript has 6 exons.
CUACAUAAUAUAGUUUAACCACCCUUCCAAGCAAUUUUUUAUUUUACGUGUGGAAAUGUCACGGGAUGUCUCCCAGGAAUCCGUGGUCACGCAAUUUGACAGACGUAUUGGUUUCUUGGAGAAUGAAUUAUCUAAAAAAGAUGAAAUGAUAAAAUCAUUAAAAAUUUCAAAUGAAAUUGGACUAAAGGAAUUAAAUCAAAUCAAAAUCGAACUGUCUAUUGCCAAAUCGUACAUCAACAGUCUCCCUACUAUAGAAGAAGUUGGCAAACUUAAGAAUGCCCUAUCUGACCUGAAUGACGAAAAAAGGCAACUUACUCACGAUCUCUGUACUCUCAAAGAAUUGAAUGCAGAGUUAGCCUCAAAAAUUUCUGCUUUGCAUAAAAAAGGGAUUGAAAAUAAAACUGAGCUUCAAUAUAAAGCAGCUGAGGCUGAUGCUCUCAAGUACACAAUUAAACUUUGGGAGAACAGGAGAAGAGCUGCACAACAAGCAGGCCAUGUAACUGUUGAAGAUGUCAUGUCAGAUAAAAUGAAGCUAGAAGAACAAUUCCAAGAUAUGUUAAAAAUAGCAGCAUGUCGGGAGCAGUUUUUUAAAGCAAGGAUUGACAAAAUGAAGGACAAAGUGGAGAAACAUAAGCAUACGCUCGAUACACAGAUAGAAAUAUGUACCGCAUUACAGGCUAAGACUGAACGAUUUAAAGCCGAAUCAGAAGAAAUUCGAUUAGAAAAUAAAAAGCUAAAAGAGACCACGGAGAAAUUGGAAAACAACUUUGCUGACCUUGCUGUAGAAAUCGGAGAACUUAAGGCGGUUGAAGUCAGUCGGAAGAAAACCGAUGGUGACGUACGACAGUGCAUCGUAGAAAUUUCAAAAUGCCAGAAAGCUGCUAGAAGAUUAAUUGCAUUCAUUAACAACGCUAUAAGCAAACAAUUCCUAGAUCCUACUUUACUCUUCUCCUCGUGUGACGAUGAUUCGGAACACGAAAUUGAAGAUUAUGAAAAUCUGCAUACAAGUGUUCAAAUUCGGCUGAAUGAAAUUGAAGUUCUAAACAAGCACAUAAAGGAUUGCCAGAAAAUGAUCACAGAUAUUUACGUCUCUAAACUCAGUACGCUUGGGGAUAGCCAGUGCCAAAUUCAAUGAUCGAAUUUUCCGAGUUGGCCUACAAUA